AUGUCGGUCGCAUGCCUGCUGGUAUUCACUGUGGGCACCGCCAGUGCCAUUAUCCUGGCCUAUUGUAUGUACUAUGAUAGAAAGCGUCGCCUUGACCCGGCCUACAGACGGAAGGUGCACGAGCGCCGUCAACGGGAUGAGAUCGAAAUGUUGAAGUAUCGCCUGAUCAGAGACAGCGAGUGGGCGCUGAGCGAUUUCAUGUGCGAUAGCAGUGCUUAUAUGACACUGGAGCGCUGCUUUCUCGACGAGAUCAAGGUGGGGGAGGUGCUGAUUACCCAGGGCAACAUAUCCGAUGGCCUCAGCCAUUUGGCCAAUGCAAUCAUGAUGUGCGCCCAGCCGACGCCAGUGUUGCACACGUUGAAGGAAUCGCUGCCGGAUCGUGUCUUCAUGCCGUUGAUCAUGAAACUGCAUGAGCUGCAGAGCUAUGAGGGCACCUCCACAUCCAGCUCCAACAAGGAGGACUCGUCCAGCUAUCCAGACUUCAGCCAAAAUGGCUCCGAUACCGAAAGGGGAAGCAUAGAAGCUUAA
Drosophila mojavensis is the source of this 528-nucleotide messenger RNA. RefSeq names its product mitochondrial import receptor subunit TOM20 homolog B. The record is from RefSeq and is a predicted model, not a curated record. The coding region runs from base 1 to 528 and encodes 175 amino acids. Gene Ontology annotation, molecular function: transmembrane protein transporter activity. Lineage: Eukaryota; Metazoa; Arthropoda; Insecta; Diptera; Drosophilidae. Gene Ontology annotation, biological process: protein import into mitochondrial matrix; tRNA import into mitochondrion; protein targeting. The transcript has a single exon. Gene Ontology annotation, cellular component: mitochondrial outer membrane; mitochondrial outer membrane translocase complex.